AUGAAUAUUGGUACACUUAUUGAAUCUAUUAAUUCAUUUCAAGGUAUUGAUAUAGUCGUAUCUUCGGAUAUGAAGUUUUCUAAUUACUGUUUUUUUAUUGCAAGCAAGGCACAUUCUCGUUCCUACUUACUUUUAAAAUCCUUCAUCAGUAACGAUUUCAAGCUCCUGAACAAAGCCUAUAAAAUUUAUGUUCGACCUAUGAUAAAAUCUUGUACCUCUGUGUGGAAUUCUCAUCUUUUAAAAGAUAUAGGUUGGUUAGAAAAGGUUCAGAAAUCUUUUACUAGAAGUGUCUGUGAAAGAUGCAAUAUUCCUUAUAAAGAUUAUUCUUCAAGACUUAACAUCUUCAAUCUAGAAUCUCAAAUUUUAUCUCGUAAUGAUCUAUAA
Hydra vulgaris (swiftwater hydra) is the source of this 384-nucleotide messenger RNA. RefSeq lists its product as uncharacterized. NCBI's taxonomy places the organism in Eukaryota, Metazoa, Cnidaria, Hydrozoa, Anthoathecata, Hydridae. The record is from RefSeq and is a predicted model, not a curated record.